UUCCGGGGCUCCUUGACCGGCCGCAGCAUGAGUGUCCCCGCCGCCGUCCCCAUCUUCGCGCCCGGCGAGAACUGCAGCCCCGCGUGGGGCGCCGCGCCCGCAGCCUACGACGCGGCGGACACGCACCUGCAGAUCCUGGGCAAGCCGGUGAUGGAGCGCUGGGAAACGCCCUACAUGCACGCGCUGGCCGCCGCCGCCGCCUCCAGAGGCGGCCGGGUGCUGGAGGUCGGCUUCGGCAUGGCCAUUGCGGCCUCCAGGGUCCAGGAAGCGCCCAUAGAGGAGCACUGGAUCAUUGAGUGCAACGAGGGUGUCUUCCAGCGGCUGCAGGACUGGGCCCCUCGGCAGCCACACAAGGUUGUCCCCUUGAAAGGCCUGUGGGAGGAGGUGGCACCCACUCUACCAGAUGGUCACUUUGACGGAAUCCUCUAUGACACGUACCCACUGUCCGAGGACACCUGGCAUACUCACCAGUUCAACUUCAUUAAGGGCCACGCCUUCCGCCUGUUGAAGCCUGGGGGUGUUCUCACCUACUGCAACCUCACAUCCUGGGGGGAGCUUAUGAAAACCAAGUACUCAGACAUCACUACCAUGUUUGAGGAGACACAGGUGCCUGCACUGCUGGACGCAGGCUUCCGGCGGGAGGACAUCCGCACAGAGGUGAUGGCACUGGCCCCGCCGGCCGACUGCCGCUACUACGCCUUCCCGCAGAUGAUCACGCCCGUGGUGACCAAGUGCUGAGCC
Messenger RNA from Elephantulus edwardii (Cape elephant shrew), 741 nucleotides. It is a transcript of the gene GAMT, whose product is annotated as guanidinoacetate N-methyltransferase. The record is from RefSeq and is a predicted model, not a curated record. Gene Ontology annotation, biological process: creatine biosynthetic process. The transcript has 6 exons. NCBI's taxonomy places the organism in Eukaryota, Metazoa, Chordata, Mammalia, Macroscelidea, Macroscelididae. Gene Ontology annotation, cellular component: cytoplasm; nucleus. Gene Ontology annotation, molecular function: guanidinoacetate N-methyltransferase activity. Bases 28 to 738 code for a protein of 236 amino acids.